CAUGUAGUUUUGUGGUAGUAAAAAUGUGUUGACGCAGAUUUUCAGCGCCGCAGUCAAGAACACUGUCCACAUGUGAUAUAAUAAUGAGUUCGAAACGCAAGUAUGGUCUUGACAUAGAACAAAGGGGGAAGAAAAAAGAGAAGAGAGAAGAAACAGUCGAGAUUUCUGAAAUAAUCUUAGGUGCAGACGUGAAGGAAAAAGUAAAGGAGGCAUGGAGGAAGAAAGAACAGUGUACACACGGAGGUAUUGAAGUGGACUGUAACCCUUUCCCUCACUGCAUCUUGAGAAACUUCAUUCAGGACCAGACCUUUCUCGAGAACCUACAGAGGGAGCUCUUGGAUUUGAAUUUUCAUGAUAAAUCCAACGACUUGUACAAAUUCAAACAGUCUGAUGACUUAAAGAAGAGAAAGAAGCCUCAUAUUUCAGGGUUGCGAGCGGUGCUGUUCCAGAAGUUCAGAUCGUGGCUCACUGAGGUGCUGCAGGUGGAGCUGGAGCCCACAGUGGACAUUUCUUGUGCAAAGUACGAGUACACAGAUGUACUGCUCUGUCAUGACGAUGAGCUGGAAGGGAGGAGGAUCGCCUUCAUCCUGUACCUGGUGCCUCCGUGGGGGCAGGAGGACGGGGGAACGCUGGACCUCUACAGCACAGACGAGAACUUCCAGCCCCAGAAGGUGGUGAAGUCCUUGGUCCCCUCCUGGAACACGCUGAUGUUCUUUGAGGUCUCGCCCGUCUCCUUCCAUCAGGUGUCAGAGGUGAUCUCAGAGGAGAAGUGUCGCCUCUCUGUGAGCGGCUGGUUUCACGGACAUUCGUUGGACCGGCCCCCGCGUUACAUAGAGCCGGCGCCCCCCCGAAACCCGCAUCUGCCCCGGGACGAGGCGCUGCUGUUCGAGUGGAUAAACCCCGUAUACCUGGACAUUGACUACCAGGCGCAGGUGCAGGAGGAGUUCGAGGAGACGUCUGAGAUCCUCCUGAAAAACUUCCUCAAGGAGGAAAAGUUCAAGGAGGUGAACGAGGCCCUGAAGCAGAAUGGGAUUCGGUGGGUCCGAAGAGGUCCUCCCAACAAGAGGUGUUACGAGCGGGCGGACCAGCAGGGCCUGCCCCCGAGCGUUAGCGCCUGCUGGGAGCUGCUCUCUUCAGAGGCCUUUUUCCUGCUCCUCUCCAACUUCACCGGCCUCAAGCUGCAUUUCCUAGCGCCCGGGAGCGCCGAGGACGAGGAGGAAGAGGGGAAGGAGGAGGAGGAGGAGGAGGAGGGAGGGGAAGAGAACGAGGAAGCAGCAGGAGGCUCCUCUAGGGGGUGCCCAGCAGCAGCAGCAGCAGACGGCGGAGACCAGGAGGAGAAAGAGAAGACGAAAAAGAGCAAAGAGCCCAGCACCCCAGUGUGCCGGGGGGAGGUGCGUCGCUGGGGGCACGGGGACUACACCCUUGUCCACGACACCGACCAGGACAACACCGAGUUUGCCCUGGACCUGCUGCUCCACUGUGGCUGUGAAGACUGGCAGACAGAAUUUGGGGGCUUCACGUCCUACAUCGCCAAUGGCGAGGAUGAGGAGCUCCUGAUGGUGUCACCUGAAAACAACUCCCUAGCCUUGGUCUACAGGGACAAAGAAACACUGAAGUUUGUCAAGCAUAUCAAUCACAGGACAUCCGCCCUGACAGGGAACCGCCCUCACGGAAACACCUUCUAUGAUUUCUCCUUUGUUUAUUACGAGUGAAGAACGUUCCUGUGGGAGUGAGUGAAGACCAGGAGUGGUGCAGUCUCCAUAGACUGAUGCAGAUUAGGAUAUGCUCAAUGAAACUGACUUAUUGAGGCUAACCAGAUAAUGUAACACUGAUCACAGUAAAAAAAGAAAACUAAA
Molecule: messenger RNA, 1856 nt
Organism: Anguilla rostrata (American eel)
Lineage: Eukaryota; Metazoa; Chordata; Actinopteri; Anguilliformes; Anguillidae
Gene: ogfod1
Product: 2-oxoglutarate and iron-dependent oxygenase domain containing 1
Exons: 13
Coding region: 84-1712 (542 amino acids)
Biological process (GO): peptidyl-proline hydroxylation; regulation of translational termination
Cellular component (GO): cytoplasm
Molecular function (GO): iron ion binding; peptidyl-proline dioxygenase activity; L-ascorbic acid binding
Source: RefSeq, a predicted model, not a curated record